GCAACACCUUUGUUCCUGAGCAUAUGGAUCAUCCGUCCUGUGAUCAUGGCGCUGGGAUAUAGCGCGCUGCUAUGUCCCUUUUGUAGUGAAUCUGCAUCACCUUCGCCGCCUUUCCGUAGACACCUACUUCGCGUGACCUUGCGUUAGUCUCGUGCAAGGCUCACAAGCAGGCACCAUGUCGAGACAGAGUCCAUUCAUCAACGACUUCGUUAGACGUGAAAGAGAUGAAAUCGAAUACGCCAAAUCACGCGUCUCCGAAGGACCCGAUGAAAAUGAUGAGAACAACGCCCAUGACCUUGACAUCACCGAAGUUGUAAAGAGGGAUUUGUUGAACACGAAAUCAUUCCUCGGAAAUGCUGUCCACAGCGACAUAGGCUCAGAUACUGAAGACGAAGGAGAUGAUGAAAUUCGAAAUUAUGGCAAGCCUGGCGAUCUCCGCAUCCUAUCUCAGCCGAAGAGGGACUUUUCUGCAGAACAGGACGAAGUGACCACAUUUUAUUCGACACGACCGACUGGUGAUACCUCCCGUGAGAACAAAAUAGGCUGGUCCUCGGAAGGCGAAAUUGAUGACGAAGGCUUGGAUAAAGCGUACUUGGCCUUCAAAAAAAGAAAAUCAAGAAAGCGAAAACGAGCGACAUAUACGGCUAAAUCCUCAGGGGCACCAGCGGCUCAAGGCGUUCCUAAUUCUGAUCGCAGAAAAAAUCAGUCCUCCAACAUUGUAAUCGGAAGAAGGGAAAGGCAGAGACGUCCCGCUCAUGAAGCCGUGUGGAAGGAUCUCGAGAAUGAUGAAAACACCGACCCUGAGGACUUUUUCGAAGACGACCAAAUCCCGGACUACGUGAGAGAUAGGAAAGCCGCAUUUGAAAAGGAACAGGAGCUCUACGGAACCGCAGGACUGAAGCUUCCCCCAGCAUUUGACGAGAUCUAUUUCUCGGACGAUGAUCGCAUUGACGACCUGUUAGAGAAGCCAAACCUGCACAACUCAAAACCAUGUGCUCCAUACAAAGAUAUAGUUCUUGAGUACUCUGGUGGUAUCAUACCUGCACCGAUUGCGCAGUGGCUUCGAGACUACCAGAUCAAGGGCGUGCAGUUCCUCCAUGAGCUUUUUGUGUGGCAGCGUGGAGGAAUUUUGGGUGAUGACAUGGGCUUAGGGAAGACCAUUCAAGUCAUUUCGUUCCUCACGGCUGCAUAUGGGAAGACUGGCGACGAGCGUGACGACAAACGCAUGCGCAAGAUUCGCAGCAAUGACAGUGCUUGGUAUCCAAGAACGCUCAUAGUCUGCCCCAACUCCUUGAUCGAGAAUUGGAAGGCUGAACUUGAUCGCUGGGGCUGGUGGAAAGUGUACACUUUUCAUGGAACUUCGACCAACAAGACUGCUGCCCUGUCAGCUGCUAUCAAGGGCCGUGCAGAGAUUAUGAUUACCUCGUACACCACAUACCGUCUCAAUGCAAGCGCGAUCAACACUGUUGACUGGGAUUGCGUCGUAGCUGACGAAUGCCACGGAAUCAAAGGCCGUCAAUCUGAGAUCACCAAAGCCAUGAACGAUGUCAACGCUUUGUGUCGUAUUGGUCUGACGGGAACGGCCAUCCAAAACAAUUAUGAAGAGCUGUGGACACUUCUCAAUUGGACAAAUCCUGGAAGAUUUGGUUCGUUAUCUUCAUGGAAGCAAUCGAUUAGUGAGCCUCUUAAGAUCGGUCAAUCUCAUAAUGCAAGUGCAUACCAGCUAGGACUUGCACGUCGCACGGCGUACAAGCUUGUCAACAAUUUGCUGCCGCAGUUCUUCUUGCGGCGUAUGAAAUCGCUCAUAGCUUCUCAGCUACCGAAGAAAAGCGACAAAGUUGUGUUUUGCCCGCUCACAGAUACUCAAGUAGAGGCGUACGAGAACUAUGUUUAUAGUCCAAUAGUUGAGUUCAUUCGCAACUGGACUACCUCAUGUGCCUGCGGUUCUGGGCAACGAGCUGGAUCCUGCUGUCAGCCGUCCGAGGAUUCUUUCGAGGAUUGGAGAAAGCACGUAUUUCCAACUAUCGUUACCCUUCAGAAAAUUUCAAAUCACCUUGCCUUGAUAAUACCAUCGAAAAGUGACUCUGAAGAAAAACAGUCGAAAGAUAUCGAACAUCUUAAGACAGCGAUGCCGGAUAGUUGGCAGGAGCUGUACCGAGAGGGACACAGUUUACGAACAUAUGCAAACCCAGAAUUCUGCGGUAAAUGGAAAAUUCUCCAGAAACUCCUGCAGUACUGGCAUGCGAACGGGGAUAAAGUCCUCGUGUUCAGCCACAGCGUGCGAUUGCUCAAGAUGCUACUUCGUCUAUUUGACAUGUCUAAAGCAACGUACAAUGUCUCUUACCUUGACGGCUCCUUGAGACCAGAGGAACGCAUGACAGUAGUUGAUGAUUUCAAUACAAACCCGCGGCAGUUUGUUUUCUUGAUCAGCACCAAGGCUGGAGGCGUGGGCCUCAACAUAACGUCUGCAAACAAAGUAGUCAUUAUGGAUCCUAAUUGGAACCCAGCUUAUGAUUUACAGGCGCAAGAUCGCGCAUACCGCAUUGGUCAGACAAGAGAUGUCGAAGUCUUCCGUAUGAUAAGUUCUGGAACAAUAGAGGAGAUUGUCUAUGCGCGACAAAUAUACAAACAACAACAGGCAAAUAUUGGUUAUACUGCCAGUUCCGAACGCCGCUACUUCACUGGAGUGCAGAAUGACAAAGACCGUAAAGGUGAGAUCUUUGGCCUGGCAAACAUGUUCGCAUAUCACAAUGAGGGCGUUCGGUUACAGCAGAUCGUAAAUAAGACAAAUGUAGCCGAGAGUCGGCUUGGUGUGGCAAUUGGAGACAUCGACAUGUCCCAAGCCGCCGGAGAUGACGGAGACCUUCUUGGUGACGAGGAUGCCGCGAUGAGGGAGCUGGAAUCGCUGAUCGUGGAAGGAGAGAACAGCAAGAACGUCCCGUUCGACGAGACUAGAGCAAGAAUCAGUCCUGUACAAGCGAUUCUUGCAAAUGCAGGAGUUUCGUACACUCACGAGAAUUCCGAAGUUAUUGGUACAUCAAAGACCGAAGCACGAAUAAGUCGCAAAGCUGCAGAGGCGGCCGAAGCCUCUGUUGACCAUCGUCCCAUUUUCGACGACUUCCGUGAUACCUUUGACCGUGAUCAGGUCAAAUUGCAUUGGAAGCACAACCCGCCGGAGAGUGUACGGAGACGUCAAUUCUGUACCAUGGCUAAAAUGUUCGGAUUCACCAAUGCCACAGAGUUUGCGCUUGUCGUCGAGGGUUGGACGCAGGAGCAGCGGCGCAAUUGCUUAGAGAAGUUUUAUAGAAUGAGAAGAGAGUAUCUGUUUCGUGAUGGAGCGAGGCAAUCCAUAUCUACGAUGCCAGAAGAAGACCGAGAUGCCGCCCUUGGGAAGUGUGAGGGAGAGCCACGGACUGAUGCUAGUGACUCGGUCAUUCAGCAGGACUGGACAGAUCAGCACAACAACAACAACAACAAUGAAGACGAUGCGACAGAUUAUGAGCUAUGAACGGAGGUGCCUCAUCGUGGUUAUGUUGCUCCUGGAUUUAACCGUGAAUAUCCCAUGUAUUAGUUUUCAUGAAAAUGCAAAAUCCCCCAAUUUUCAGCAUUG
Messenger RNA from Verruconis gallopava, 3610 nucleotides. RefSeq lists its product as uncharacterized. NCBI's taxonomy places the organism in Eukaryota, Fungi, Ascomycota, Dothideomycetes, Venturiales, Sympoventuriaceae. Gene Ontology annotation, molecular function: ATP-dependent chromatin remodeler activity; ATP binding. Bases 176 to 3508 code for a protein of 1110 amino acids. The record is from RefSeq and is a predicted model, not a curated record. The transcript has a single exon.